Cantharellus anzutake is the source of this 1935-nucleotide messenger RNA. RefSeq lists its product as uncharacterized. The transcript is spliced from 3 exons. The record is from RefSeq and is a predicted model, not a curated record. The annotation marks the transcript as partial. NCBI's taxonomy places the organism in Eukaryota, Fungi, Basidiomycota, Agaricomycetes, Cantharellales, Hydnaceae.
UUGUCCCAGGCCGUUCAAGGACAGACUGAACGAGAUGAUGCACUCCUUAGUCUGGUCGACUCUAUGGCCGAUCUCUAUUCGUUCGUCGAUGACGUCGAUGAAUUGGAAAACAAAAUCAAGUCUCUCGAGCGUGUCAUUAUUCGAAUCUCUGUCCAAAUGACCGAAUGCGGUAUUUUCAUUAAGCAGUUUUGUGCGGCAGGCCGACUGGUACGCCAACCAUUCUCGAACACCUCCCAAACCAUCUCGAACCUCUCGCAGGCGCUGAAACAACUCGGUGGAGAGCUUCAGCUUGGAGUAACGUCUCACACUGCAUUCGUCUCGGCUCAAAUAUCCAGGGACGUGGAGAAACUUGGUGCGAUGACCUCCAUCUUAUCCCAAACCGAAGCCUUAAAAACUCUGAGCCCCGCAGCUAUGGAUGCUGGAAAUCGAGAUACAUGUUUACCCGGGACUCGAGCGGACAUCCUGGAAAACCUCAUUAAUUCUCUGAUAGAUCCUUCCGGUCAUAACAUCAUCUGGUUUCGUGGACCGGCAGGAUCCGGCAAGAGUACGAUACUCACCUCCGUUGCUCAAUACUUCUCAGAGCUGGGCCGACGUGGCUCUUUUCUGUUUUGGGACCGAAACGACCCUGUCAAUAGUGACCCUGUCCGUGUGAUUCGUACUCUUGCCUUCCAGCUGGGUCGUUUCAAACCUGAGAUUCGGGCGAAACUGGCCGCACAGAUCGAAAAUUCGCCCGACAUUACUACAUCCCCCCUCGAUACGCAAUUCAAGCAUCUUCUCGAGCAGCCUCUGGCCGAACUCGCAAAAGAGUGCGAUCUAGCUCCUAUUGUAAUCGUCCUUGAUGCCCUUGAUGAGUGUGGCACUGCAGGGACGAGGAGAAAUCUCCUUCGCACAUUCUCCGAAGGCCUUGCUAGGCUUCCGAGUAUGUUCCGGUUAUUGGUGGCCAGUCGAGAUGAGCCCGACAUUCGUGCUGCCCUCUCACACCUGGAUGUCGACGUGCGGGACGCACCGAUCGGCGAUAAGUCCACAUUAUCCGAUAUCAAGCUGCUUUUCCAACAGCAGCUUGCCAGCAACGCUGACGCCUUCAAAACGUAUUCUCUGCCACCCAAUUGGCUGACAGAACCUGUGAUAGACAAACUAGUUACUCUGUCCGGAGGCCUUUUCAUCUGGGCAUCUACAACCAUACGCUUCAUUCAAUCCGGCUUUCCCGAAGAACGGUUGGAAACAGUAUUAAGUGGAUCGGUGCAUGACCCGUCGGACGAUGGGUUGAAUGAGCUGUAUCGGGUCGCUCUUACUCAUCCAUUCAAGUCAUACAACGAAAGUGAAUUUAAAGUCGUUCAUUCCAUCGUUGGCGCAAUCGUAGUCGCUCGUGAGCAGCUAAUGGAUGAGCAGCUUCGUCAGCUCCUAGAAUUGGGCAUAGGCAAGGUCCAAGCUGUACUCUCUCAGUUUCAACCGCUGCUGCGGGGGGACUAUGGGGGUCCUAUUCAAGUCUUGCAUACAUCUUUCACUGAUUUCUUGUGCAACCCCAAUCGGUGUCAAGAUCCGCGAUGGUACAUUAACCCAUCCGUCCAUCACCUUGACCUCGCAUCUCGCUGUCUCCGAAUCAUGCAGCGAGAUCUCAAAUUUAACAUCUGUGGGAUCGAGACGUCCUAUUGCCGAAACAAGGAAAUUAAGGGGCUUCAGGAGCGUGUCAAUCGAGCCGUAACACCUGUACUGAUGUAUGCGAGCCAAUACUGGGUAGACCAUCUGGAAUUUGGAUCUGGGCCAGAACCAGCCUCGCCCCCUCUUACAAAUGAAAUCAUGGAUUUCUUCCUUCACCGAUUCCUACACUGGAUUGAAGUGUUCAGUGUGAUGGAUCGGAUCUCCAUGUUGAGCGUAAUUCUAAGGAGGCUGGUCAGUUGGGCUAGUGUAAGCCGCUUUUCUCAUGCGCGAUGGUAA